AAUUUACAGAAGCAAUUAAUUGCAAGUAACAUAGUCUUUGUGAUAGACCCCUUGACUGACGACCUGACUGACGACUGCGUGUGCCGGGACGCUUCGGCAGCGCACAUCUGCACCCGAGAUUGUCUGCAGUACAGAUACACUCCUGAAAUUUCGUCUAGGACAUUUCCGUCGCGCUCCCGCAGCGAGCGAGGACUUUGAGCUGCGCGGCUGGCAGGUCCCGUCUUCUACACGGUUGGUUCAAGCGUAUUCAGCACGGCCCUGGUCUUAAUACUAUGGAAGAGGAUGUGGUGGGUCUGGGUGUCGGCAGUGUGCACGCGCCGGACAGUGCCGGCCUGGGCGUCAAGGACCGGCUCGGUGCACUCGGCCUUCCGGGCUGCAGAGCCACUGGCGCCGGCGUGGGAGGCAGCGGCCAGUCAUCACACUCAGACGGCUCGCAGGGCCCAUCAGGAACGCCGUCCCUGAAUGAGGGCGACCUGCGCUGCGCAAGCGGCAGCGGCAACAGCAUAGCUAGCCGCGAGCGCCGUGCCGCGCUGAUGGGCGCGGCCGAGGUGGCGCAGGCCGCCGCCACCGCGCCAACCGCCGCCACCGCCAACACAAUGAAUGCUGCCGGCGACGCCAAUACGGCCGCCGGAGGCGACUCCUGCGGCGGCGCCAGUCUGGACCCGCUGCUGUCCAGGCCGGAGGAGCUGGUGCGGCUGCUGCGGCAGGCGGCCGCUGUGGCCGCCACUGCGGCGCAGUCAGGCAGCGAUGACGACAUCGACAUGGACGGCCAGCAGCAGGUGGCCCUGGAGGGGGAGCGCGACGGCGGGGCCAAGCCGCAGCCGCUGCGCUGGCGGGGCUCCGGGGAGCUUGCUUCGCUGCAGCCGUUCGGCAGCAAUAUACCUCACGAGGAGGACGGCGAGGAGGCACAGGAGUCCGAGGACGAGCAGGCCGCGGCGGCGGCGCUGGCAGGCCUGGGAAGGCCCCAGGAGGAACCCGGCUCGGGCAUGGGCUCGGGUGAAGCGCAGGGCGACGUGAAGGCACGUGCCGAGAUGCUAGCCGCACACCAGGCCGCUCGCGUUGCCGCACGCGACCGCGUACAGCGCCAGGCCGAGGCCGAGGCGGAGGGCCUCGCGCACCGUGGCCCUGCAGCUGCCACUAUCACUGCCGGCCCGGCCGCCGCCAGCGGUGCCGCCAGGCCGCCACCGCUGCCUGGCUCCACCAUCCGCAACGGCACCACGGUCGUGACGCACCGGCCAGGCGGCGGCGCCGCCGCCAUCGGCGCCGACGCGGUGGCCCUGGCGGCUGCUUUCACUCGCGGCCGGCGCUCAGGCGAGGCGGCCGCCCAGGGCUCUGUGAGCCAGCUGGCUGAGGCGGUGGAGCGGCUGGAGGGUGAGGUGGCGCGGCUGUCCAAGGAGAAGCGCGCAGCCAAGGCGGCGGCGUGCACACAGGUCCUGGCCCUGCACAAGCAGCUCGCCGACUUCAAGAGCCGCACCGAGGCGGCGGAGGCCACCGCGCAGCGCGAGCGCGCCGAGGCGGGCCGCCUGGCGCGGCAGUUGGGCGCGGCGGAGGCCGCAGCGGAGGAGGUGCCCCGGCUGCGGGGGGAGCGCGACCGGCUGCUGCGGGCGCUGGGUGCAGCGGAGGCCGCGCGGACGCAGCUGAGCGAAGUGGUGGGGCAGCUGACCGGCCUGGUCGCUGGCGGUGGAGGCGAUGCCGUGCCGGGGGCUGGUGCUGUGAAGGGCGCCGCCGGUGAGGCGCCAGGCGGGAAGAGGGAAGCGGACGAUGGCGCCGGGAAGACGGGCGGCGGCGGUGGGCGCUCCGUGGAGGCCGCGUCGCUUGUGGCGACGCUGGCCGCUGUCAAGCAGCAGCAGGCACAGAAGCAAUCUGGCCUGCAACCGACGCCCAAGGUGCAAUCGGUGCCAGUGCAGCGGUCGCCAACCUUGUCGCUGCCCCUGGACGCCGGAAGCGGGCCGGCGGCCAGACCCAACGGCGCCGCGAAGCUGCCGCCCCCGCCACAUCGCUCGGCGGCCGACACGGCGUGCACCCAGCCGGGCCAGGGCGGCCUACGGUGGCUGCGCGCUGAGCUGGAGGCGGAGGAGAAGCAACAGCAGCAACAACAUCAGAAGCAGCAACAACAGCAGCAACAGCAACAACAGAAGCAGCAGCAACAGCAGCAGCAACAGCAGCAACAGCAGCAACAGCAGAAGCAGCAGCUGUUGCGUAUGCUGCAGCAGGAGCAGGAUCAGCUGCACCGGCGCGAGCAGGCAGAGGCGGUGGCCGCUGUGUCGCUGGACCUCACCGCAGACGAUGGCGGUGCCGAGCGCAUGCGCGGCAACAGGUCCGCCGCCCUGCCGCUGCGCGCGGCGUCGAACCAGCCCUACGCGCAGCUCUCGCAGCAGCAGCAACAGCAGAUGCGGCGGGCAGAGCAGCAGCAGCAGCAGCAGCCACUGGUGCUGAAGCCGCUCGUGCUUGGAUCGAUGGCGGGCGGCAAUUCUAACGGUAACAGUAACGGCCAGAUUCAACAAAUCAAUGAGGAGAGGCUGCGCCUGGCUCUGGCGGGUACGGGCGUCGACUUCAUACGCCAGUCCAUGUGAGCAGCGAAGCCUGCUAUCUGUGAAGGUCGUGCGCGUGUGCCCGUAAAGGGAGAAUAAACGCUACAUGUCCCGGUGCGCACGAGAGAGGAUAUUGUAGAGGAAAUGCUACACGUGUGCGCGGAGAAGCGGAAUGAGCGGGAAACGUGCGGUAGUUGGAGACGAUGAAGCUCACGAAUGUUUAGAUACCUCAAGGGGGCCCUGCAGUAAGCUUCGUACGCGUGUGUACGUUAGGGGAUUCAUGAGCGGUGCACCAAGAGGGCAGGCUUGCCGUCACGUCUUUUGCACCGGGGCUGGUACCGCUUUGUUGUGCCCGCAUGUAAACGCAUAGAUGCCGCAGAAGACGCAAGAGGCGGCUUGGCGAAGUGAGUCCCGCUGCUGUGGGUGUUUAGAUCUGCAUCGCGCUGCAGCUUUGUUUGUCUUACCCUGUAUGCCCCAGUAGUGGCAUCGUUUUCAGAACGGCGUACGCCACUGCAGACCGUUGAUCUGCUGCGCUGGUCGAAGUGAUGAGUGGUCCCUUGACGCCUCCUUAUGCGUGAGAAUUUGGCAAGACACAAACUCACAAUCCCGCCAGAGUGCUAGAGAACUUUGUCUGCGUCUGGAGUGCGCCUGCGUACAUGUGACCCGACCGGGAUCUUUCUUUAUGUGCGGCUUCUACACGUUCGAAAGCUGGCGGUAUCACUUGUCUGUUCUGAAAUGUACCAUAGAUGUUAUUGGUCAUGCCCAUGGCAUUUGGGCUGGUACACUGGCACAUGUUACAGGACUUAUUGGCGUCUGGAGCCUUAUCUAAAUCCAGGAAAUGCUUUGAACGGCAAAUGAUUGCUUGUGGGCGAAUUGCGUGUGUCCCGGCCGACCCCAACGUCGCUACGACUAUGAUUGAGGCUGCCGGAGGGCGGGAGAAACUGAAACAACCUCAACGCGUGGUCAAGAGAGCUCUUACGGCUUCAAGCUCUUAGCAGUUAAGGUACGUUGCCUAUGAAUGGCUGCUUUUUAAACGAGGCUAUGGCAUGGGUGAUGUUGGUGCGGCGUUCGGAGUGGGACUGGCAACCCUGCAUGGUGGGGUUGCGUGAAACACUUACCGGUACAAACCAUUGUGCAUUUCGUUGCAGCGUAAAACUGUUCUUGGUUUUGGAGAACUGGUGGGGCUCCCCAAGUUUAUGGCGUGCGUAUCCACGUGUCCUUGGGCCAGUUGCCUCUGAAUGUUUUAUGUGCGGCUGGUUUACGUGCGCCUUGGUACUUUGCGUUAACAAGGCCCUGGAAACACUGCGACGCGUGAGACUUUACCUGCCGCGCAGUAGUUCCACGCUGCGUGCUGCGAGCGUGGGAUCGCCUGCCUGUCUGUUUCGAAGGGGCGGCUCCCCGUGAUUGGGCAACAGUCACUGCUUAUUUAGUAUUGCGGUAUGUCCGGGGGGAUCCACCUGUUGAUUGAGUGGGUAUUGAUGGGAGGCGUCCCUGCCGACCGGCCGUCCAUUUGUUCUCUAGGUAGCCACCUUGGCUGCGCCCCUUGAAGGGCUCAGCGGGGUUGGCGGCUCAUAACACUGCCAGUGAGUAAUGGCCAAGACUCGGCCAGAACCUGUAUUCCUUAACUGUCAUAGGGCACUGCAUCACCGAGAGGCACGACAAUAGGAGAGGUGGGGGGUGCGGACGUGGGGUGCGGAUGGAUGCGGUAUUGCGUGGAAGCCAGCAGUGCGCGCGUAUCCGGGGACCACUGUUGUUGGUCUCAUGUGUGCAUUGUGGACACAUGCAGAGGCUAUAAGGUAUUCCCAUUACCGCUUCGAACAUUUGGGUGCAUGGGUGAUGGCUGUGGGUGUUUCCGGCUGGCAUGGCAGGUUCAUGCUUGCGCCUUGCAGCAACAUGAGGCGUUAAUGGUGUCUUGGUUAGCUGCUGCGAGAGGCGGAGGUGUUCGAACUUCGAAGGAAGCCUUUGUAAAUGAGUAUGUGCUUUUGGUCCAGGGCAAGGCUUGCUGUGCUCGUCAAUUGGGCAGAACAAUAUCCAUUGCUCGAUUGCCGCCCUCUGCACCGCGGCCGAGACUGGCCCGCAUUGCACGAUAAGUCUGUUGUUUGUUCCCUCGUUGUUUGAUGUCUGCGCUGCCGCACCCUCGCACCGCUGGGCGCCCUCAUACACUGAUGCAAGUCGGUAUGUGCUCGUGCGCUUGUAUGUACAAGGAUUGUGCGAGUUGAGUAUGGCGUAAGCACGCGUGAGCACGCACUACAGAGCUGCCAGAGCGAACCAGGCUUGGAGGUAGGGGCUGGGGCCUGCGAGGCCUUGGGCAGUGUGAGCUAGGACUGCUGAACAUGCCACUUGCAUCAUGAACAAGUGAAUAUUACCGUGUUCCGUGAACUGUGAGCUGUGCGUUUGUUCAUGGUUUGGUUACAGUUCUGCCGUCUGCCGCAGCGUACGGCUCAUUAGUGUGCUGCCAGAGGUUUUCUGGAGGGCGUGCUGUUGGGACGUCGACUUGUAACCACUAGGCACU
Messenger RNA from Chlamydomonas reinhardtii, 5043 nucleotides. RefSeq lists its product as uncharacterized. The coding region runs from base 273 to 2573 and encodes 766 amino acids. NCBI's taxonomy places the organism in Eukaryota, Viridiplantae, Chlorophyta, Chlorophyceae, Chlamydomonadales, Chlamydomonadaceae. The record is from RefSeq and is a predicted model, not a curated record. The transcript is spliced from 4 exons.